Molecule: messenger RNA, 1763 nt
Organism: Schistosoma bovis
Lineage: Eukaryota; Metazoa; Platyhelminthes; Trematoda; Strigeidida; Schistosomatidae
Source: the annotation of a GenBank genome assembly
CAAUUCUAUCUUCAUAAUAUCCAUGUAAAAUUAGGCACGCGAUCAAUUUUUUUAAAAAAAAAAUUAUUUUAGUUACAAUUAUUGUGUUUAAUUCAAAAUGUCAAUCGAUUGCAAUUUAUCACCUACCAUUGAACCAAUUCGUCAAUUAUUUACAAAUAAAUUAUUACAGAAACCAAUAAAAUAUAAAAAUAUUCAAAUAGAAGCCUAUGAAGCAUGUAUGAAAAGUAUACAAAAUAUUCAAGAUCAAUAUAAUAUUGAUUUAAAUCAAUUAAAUACAUUAAAUUCAAUCAUAAUUAAUGAUAAAUCCUAUUGGAAAUGGGAAAUUAUUAAUUCAACUAUUGAAUAUAUACCAUCAUUUUAUUAUCAUCAAAAUUAUGAUCGAUCUAAUAAAAUGAUAAAUAAUCAUCAUCAUCAUAAUAAUAAUCAAUUCAAUAAUCAAUAUUCAAUGAUAAUUCCAUCAACUCCAUGCAAAAAAUUAAAUCAAAUUAAUCGAAAUCAUCAUACAAUCGAUAAUAAUGGAAUAUAUAUUAAAGAUCAAUUCACUUGUAAACAAUCUAUUCCAUUGAAUAAUGAAAUGAAACAGAUAACAUUACAUAAUAAUCAAUCAUGUAAUUUAUUUACACUAUGGCAACCAAAAAUAAAACGUGAAAAUUACAUUCAUUUAAACAAGAAUCAAUUAACAAAUAAAUUAAAAAAUCAAUCAUCUUUCAUAAAUUAUCGAUCUAAAAGUUUAGAUCAUGAUUUAAAUCAUUUAAUACAAUUAAAUCAAUUAAAUCAAUAUCAUAAAACUAAAAUAAAAAAUCAAUUUUCUUCAUGUAUUGAUCUUUAUCAAAUGAAUAAUAAACAAAUAAAAAAUCAAUAUGAAACCAUUGAUUCCCUAUCGAAAGAAAUUAAUAGAAAAUCAAAAAAUGAACAUAUGAUUAAAAAAUCUAAGCAAAAAAUAAUCAAUAAUCAUUUAUUGAUUACAUGAAAUAUAAAAUCGAAUAUUAUGGUUUCUACUACUACUACUACUACUUAAAUGACGAUAAGUGACUACAAAACUGACUUAUCGAAUGUACAAUAUUCAAUAGUGACCUUCGAGGAGAUCAUUAUCAUUAUUAUUUAUCUUACUAUUACUGCUAAUAAUAAUAAUAAUAUUCUUAUUAUUAUGUACCAAUUGUUUUAAAGCUAAACAUUAAUUUUAUUCUAUUUUGUAUGUAACGCAAUCUUUUCAAAUAUUUAUGUAUAGAAUAUUGAAUUUUCUCUUGGGAUCUUAUAUCUUCACCUUGUACAAAAAACAAAUUAAUAUAAACUACGUGUUAAUUUAUACUUUUUUAAAAUAUCAGAAUGGUUUUUUGUGGAUAUUAUAGUAAUUUUAAUGGUUGAGAUGAUGAAUACCAUUGAAUGAUGGCCAGCUCAGUGAUCUAGAGGUCAAACGUUUGUGCGCAACCAAUAGAUCUUGGUUUUGAAUCUCGCUAGACAGGAUCAUGGAUGUGCAUUGCUGAGGAGUUCCACAAUAGGAUGAAACGGCCAUCCAGUAUUUUCAAGUUUUCCAUAAUGAUCUAACUUCAAUGGAUUCAUGAUCUCAACCUUUAAAAAAGUAAAUUCUUCACAUUGUACACAUUACAUAUGAGUGUAUAUUCAUUGAUUUUGUUAAGAAUAAUUGUAUGGAUCCAUUUCAGUUCUUUUAUGAGUCAAAUUACAUGUACAGCCUCUUUGUUUUCUUUCUAUUUAUUUAUCUUUUAACAUUUAAAAUGUAAUCUGUAAUAAACAUGUAAACAUUC